Galendromus occidentalis (western predatory mite) is the source of this 1406-nucleotide messenger RNA. RefSeq names its product SAM and HD domain containing deoxynucleoside triphosphate triphosphohydrolase falten (gene fal). Lineage: Eukaryota; Metazoa; Arthropoda; Arachnida; Mesostigmata; Phytoseiidae. Gene Ontology annotation, molecular function: dGTPase activity. Gene Ontology annotation, biological process: dGTP catabolic process. The record is from RefSeq and is a predicted model, not a curated record. Bases 1 to 1329 code for a protein of 442 amino acids. The transcript is spliced from 2 exons. Gene Ontology annotation, cellular component: nucleus.
AUGCUGAGUGAACGGACAAAUGAAAAGACGAUCAACUGCUCCGUUCACGGACCCAUGAGCUUCUCCGUGGUCGCGAUGGCAAUUAUCGAUACGAUGGAGUUCCAGCGAUUGAGGGAGAUCUCUCAGCUUGGCAUAGCUGAGUUCGUUUUCCCGGGUGGCAGCCAGACGAGAUUCGAACACUCUCUGGGCACGUCGCACCUCGGGAAAACCUUCAUCUCAGCCAUCGCACGGAGACAGCCAGAGCUGGGAAUUUCGACCCGUGAGCUGCUAUGCGUUGAGCUCGCAGGUCUAUGUCACGACCUGGGGCACGGUCCCUUCUCACAUCUUUGGGAACAGUUCUACGAGCGUUGUUGCGCACACAACGGGGUGCCAUCGGAGUGGCACCACGAACAUACAUCCGUGACAAUCCUCCGGUAUCUUCUGGAGAAGAAUCGGAUCCUCGAACGUUUCCCCAACGAGAUCAACUACGAGGAUGUGCGCAUGAUCGAGCAUAUGAUUCUCGGCGAGCCGCUCGUGGAUUCCCGCCGGCGUUUCCUUUACCAGAUCAUCAACAAUCCGGACUCCGGCCUCGACGUAGACAAAUGGGAUUAUUUUUACCGAGACGCGCAGAACCUAGGGGUCAAGAUCGACUUUGAAUACAAGCACAUACUCCGGGAAAUUGCCGUUCUGGAGCACGACGGUCAGCUGCAAGUUUGCUUCCGCGACAAGAGCUACGAGCUCAUAUUCGACGCAUUCGAUAAUCGCAUGAAGCUCCACAAAAAAGCCUAUCAGCAUCCGAAGAGCAGGAUAAUAGAAGAGAUGAUCAUCGAGUCUCUCAUUCAAUGGGAACGGAGCGGCCGCGAAAGUUUCUGGAAUACCACCAGGGCCAUCGCUUGCGCCGAGCCGACCCCGGAAAGCUUGGAAAAUUUCGUCCAGCUCACAGAGCUCAAAGUCCGGCUCGCUCUGAAAACCAUUCCGCUCUAUCGAGCGAUCCUUGCGCGGUCGACAGAUCCUCUCAUGUACAAAUACGCCGGGACAGUCAAUCACGAGGAACUCAUUCGAGAACGUUUCGAUGAAAUCCUCCACCGGUACGGAAUCUCGUUCUCUGAGGUUGCGGUGUUGAAAGUUAAUGUCCAUAUGGGUAAGCAUAGUCACAAUCCUAUGGAUUUCGUUCUGUUCUUCAAGAAAGGAUCGAAGCAAGCUGAGAAACUACGAUCUCCUGACGGGAUUCGGGUCACUGAGAAGGCAUUGGUUGUUGCGCUGCGCGAACACGACCCGGAGAAGCUCAUUAGGCUCAGAAGUUGUAUCGACGAAUAUUGUAUCAGAUUUACGGCUCGGAACGAGUAUUGAGGAGAAACUGCGUUCCUUGUGAUAUUCCCAAAUUCAUUAUAUAUGUUAAUCGUUUAAUAUAAUCUACCGUGAGAAAC